GUUUCAGGUUGACAAUUACUACACUAUUCCAAUUUGUUCCAGUGCUCUUUUUAUCAACUUUGUUUUUUUAAAUUAGAAUUAUCGGAUUUCGAUUGGUCAACAUUUUUGCUCAACAUUUGCUUUCUUCUGCUUAUUAGUUUUUCCAAUCCGAUUCGUAUUUCUUGCGAUGCAGACUCUUGAGUUUACUAUUGUGAGAGGAGAUUACUACACGCUUCUCCUAAUCAACCAGAUCAGUACAAUUGCCCACUAUUAUCCAGUUUUGCAGACCCCGUGUUUCUGAUGAAUCUACGCUUCUUAUUACACGGUGGGCCAAAACGAAUCUACAAUUUUGGUCAUUUUCAAGGUGGCAGCGGUUGAAAACUGCUUUCUUUAAAUUAUUAUUCUUUCUUGCAUAUUUUGGUAGUUCACCUCACGUUAUUUUGUUGUUAAAGGUGCAUGGUCACAAUUCUCCUAUUUUCUUUCCCCCUCCCCUGUAGAAUUAAUUUCACUUGUUGACAACCUUUUGUCUAAAUUCGAAUAUUAUUUACUUAACCCACCCUCUGUCGAGCUGUUACCAUUUUUUUGGAAUUUUUUCUAAACAUUUUUUUAGUUUCUCACCUGCCCACGUUACAAUAACUUCUUGUAAUUUGUUGUAAUGAUAAAAAUAUAACAGAGGGGUGAUUUAUUGUGAUAAGUUCAAAAAUUGAAUGAAAUUAUAAGACAUA
Molecule: messenger RNA, 704 nt
Organism: Caenorhabditis elegans
Lineage: Eukaryota; Metazoa; Nematoda; Chromadorea; Rhabditida; Rhabditidae
Gene: C10A4.13
Exons: 4
Coding region: 167-280 (37 amino acids)
Source: RefSeq, marked reviewed